Molecule: messenger RNA, 4683 nt
Organism: Cimex lectularius (bed bug)
Lineage: Eukaryota; Metazoa; Arthropoda; Insecta; Hemiptera; Cimicidae
Gene: msk
Product: importin-7
Exons: 23
Coding region: 308-3472 (1054 amino acids)
Biological process (GO): protein import into nucleus
Cellular component (GO): nuclear envelope; cytosol
Molecular function (GO): small GTPase binding
Source: RefSeq, a predicted model, not a curated record
CUCGCUCGAUAAUUUUUUAAAGUAGAAUAUUUUUAGAAGCCAAAUCAAAAUUGUAAAGUAAAGGAAUAAUUAAAAAAAAACAAGGUGCGAAAGUCGAUCUGGUAGACUGAGAAGAGCGCGCUCGCCCCUAGGCGAUUAUUCCGUUUUGACUAUUACAUGUGAUCGGUGGGAAGUGAGAUUCCGGUGCGCCAUUGUCUAUUGACGGCUCACGUGACGUCCCUUUUACACUUAUUAGUUGUCAUUAGUUUUAAUACCGAGGAAAUUUCGUCAGUUGUCAACUUGUUUUUUAUAGAUCAUAGCCGUUAAAAUGGACACGCGGAAGUUAAUCGAGGUCUUCAGGGGCACGUUGAAUUCUGCACAGAGGGAAGAAGCAGAAGGACAAAUCACCCAGAUGAAAAAAAUUAUUGGUUUUGGACCCACAUUGUUACAAAUGGUAAUGAUGUCAGAUGUUGACAUGCCUGUAAGACAAGCCGGUGUGAUCUAUCUUAAAAGUUUGAUAACUCAACACUGGUCGGAUAAAGGGGCCAUUGGCGACGCUAACAAUCCUAUGAACUUCAUAUUCCACGAACAAGACCGAUCCAUGAUAAGAGACUCAAUCGUAGACGCUAUCGUUCACGCUCCUGAGCUAAUUCAAGUUCAACUGGCAGUGUGCAUUCAUACGAUGGUGAAACACGACUUUCCAGAAAGGUGGACCCAGAUUGUAGAUAAGAUCAGCAUUUAUCUUCAAAAUCCCGAGUCAGCAGGAUGGGGUGGUGCUCUACUCUGCCUCUAUCAACUCGUCAAAAACUUCGACAGAUAUCGAAAAGCCCAGGAACGCGGACCGUUGAACGACGCCAUGAAUCUCCUCUUACCACUUAUAAACGAGCUAUGCAUCCGACUUUUACCUGACGAUUCGGAACAGUCGGUAGCCUUACAGAAGCAAAUUCUGAAAAUAUACUUUGCCCUUACGCAGUACGUCCUACCUUUGAACCUUAUUACGAGAGAAAUGUUCGCCCAGUGGAUGGAAAUUCUGAGGCAGAUAAUAGACAGGCCGGUUCCUGAACAAACCCUCCUCAUCGAUGAAGACGAACGACCCGACCUUCCAUGGUGGAAGUGUAAAAAAUGGGCUUUACACAUUAUACACAGAAUGUUCGAAAGGUACGGUUGCCCAGGAAGUGUUGAAAAGGAAUACAAAGAAUUUGCGGAAUGGUUCUUGAAGACGUUCUCAUGCGGGAUUUUAGAAGUUCUGCUUAAAAUAUUAGCCCAGUAUACAAGGAAAAUUUAUAUACCACCGAGAGUAGUCCAGCUGUCGCUUAACUACAUCACACUCGCUGUAAAUCAUGCUCAUUCUUGGAAAUUUCUUAAAGAGCACAUGUUUCCAAUAAUUCAAGAUGUAAUUUUCCCUUUACUGUCUUAUUCACAAACAGACGAGGAGCUUUGGGAGUCAGAUCCACAAGAAUACAUUAGAGUCAAAUUUGACAUUUUCGAAGAUUUUGUCUCUCCUGUUAACGCCGCUGCAUCCCUCCUUAUUGCCUCAUGUAAAAAGAGGAAAAACAUGUUAGAAAGGACUAUGCAAUUAAUCUUGGAAGUAUUAAAUUCAGACACCGGGCCUCGGCAAAGAGAUGGCGCACUUCACAUGGUGGGCACAUUGGCGUCAAUUUUAUUCAAAAAGAAGCCCUAUAAAGAACAAAUGGAACAAAUGAUUGUUAGAUACGUAUAUCCUGAAUUUCAAAGUCCUUAUGGCCAUAUGAGAGCAAGGGCUUGUUGGGUUAUUCAUUCCUGUGACGAGUUGAAAUUUAGGUCUGAUGAAAAUCUCGCGACUGCUGUUACUUUUGUGACAAAUGCUUUGCUUACUGACAGAGACCUUCCGGUCAAAGUCGAGGCUGCCAUCGCGAUUCAGAUGUUGCUGUCCGAACAGGAGAAAGUUGAGACAAUCCUGCGACCUCAGGUUAACAUGCUCGCUUUAGAACUACUUAAUUUAAUCCGUGAAACCGAGAAUGAUGAGCUUUCAUCAGUAUUACAAAAAUUUGUGACCACGUAUCCUGAGGAAAUUGCGAAAAUCGCCGUUGAAAUGUGUCAACACUUGGCACAAUCAUUCAAGAUUGUUGUUGACACCGACGAAGGUUCAGAUGAAAAAGCGAUAACCGCCAUGGGCCUCCUGAACACGAUCGAAUCGAUUAUUUCAAUGCUGGAAGAUUAUCCGGCGAUCCUGGCACAUGUACAAUCAACGGUACUUUUUGUCGUCGGCCACAUUUUUACAGGAAAUCUUAUGGAAUUCUAUGAAGAAGCUAUGUCCUUGGUCUAUGACCUCACAACAAAAUCUAUAUCAGAAGAUAUGUGGAAAGUCUUUGAACAUAUGUAUAGAGUGUUUGAAGAAAAUGGUCUCGAUUAUUUUACUGAUAUGAUGCCUGCUCUUCAUAAUUAUGUUACUGUCGAUACUCCAGCAUUUCUCUCUAAUCAGGAUCGUCUCUUGGCCAUGUACAAAAUGUGCAAAGCCGUGCUGACGGCCGACACCGGUGAAGAUCCAGAAUGCCAUGCGGCUAAACUAUUAGAAGUUAUUAUUUUACAAUGCAAAGGGCAAAUUGAUCAGUGUAUAUCGCCUUUUAUUGAAUUAGUAUUAGAACGUCUGACAAAGGAAGUGAAGACGUCAGAAUUAAGAGCCAUGUGCUUGCAAGUUGUAAUCGCUGCGCUUUAUUACAACCCGGAACUUUGGUUGAAGACGAUGGGCGAAAUCCAACUCUCCGUCUCGCCUGGUGUCUCGAUUAGCGAGCAGUUCAUAACACAGUGGAUACACGAUGCAGACUGCUUUCUCGGCCUGCACGAUAGGAAAUUAUGUGUGCUUGGAUUAAGUACUUUGAUGGCGAUGGGCUCAAAAGGGCCAUUGGCUGUGAACGACUGUGCUCCUAGGAUAAUCCCUUGUCUAAUUUUAGUUUUCGAAGGCCUCAAACAAGCUUAUGCAGCAAAAGCACAGGAAAAUCAAGAAGAAGAGUCAGAACAAGAAGGUUCAGAAGAUGAAGAAAUUCUUUCCUCUGAUGAAGAUGAAGUGCUUCCUUCAUAUCUUGAAUCGCUGAAUAAUAAAGUAAACAAAGGAAAAAAUUCAAUGGUGUUCUCGGUUUCAGCCUCCAUGCAGGAUGGCAAUGAUGACGAUGAUGAUGAUGACGAUGAUGAAGAUGAUGAGGAUUAUGAGGUAGAUGACACCGGACUAGAAGCAUACACCACCCCUCUUGAUGAAGAGGAUACCGAGAUCGAUGAAUAUGUCGUAUUUAAGGAAGUCCUCCAAACACUCGAAGGCGCUGACCCAUUAUGGUACAAUGCCUUAACAUCAAAUCUAACCCCCGAACAACGUAACGCACUUGUGGAAGUUCUAGUCCUUGCCGACCAAAGGAAAGCCGCGGCAGAAAGUAAAAAGAUCGAGCAGCGUGGAGGUUAUAACUUUGUCACUCAGACAGUACCGACGUCAUUCAAUUUUGGAGGCAAGCCCUUGGGACGGUAAAGCACUGCGAGCCGCUAUCAUCAGCUCAAAAAACAAAUACAUGAAUUACAAAAAUAUUACAUUGUGAAACCAGUUUUCAUUUGUUUGAAGAGAAUCAAGUGUAAACAGAAACUGUUCCUUAUUUUAAAAAUUGAUAAAUGGAAAAUAUUUUAUGUAAAUAUGGUAAUUAUUGGUAGUGUAUGAUUUAACGGUGGAGAUUGAGGAGAAAGUGAAAAAAAAUUCGGAUCGAAUUGUACAGAUUACAUGUCAAUAAUGUUAAGUUGAAAUUAAAGAUUAAAAAAUAAUAAUAAAAAGAGUGACAUGGAUUUUAAUUUUCAUUCUAUUUGUAACAAUUUUGGCCACAUCUUCUUUGUGUGUGUGAGUGUGUAUAUAGGGUCCCUUUGAUCUAUCUACUGUUAUUUCAACUCCUCAAUUCAUCACAGAGUUACAAAAGAAUCACUAGGCUCAAACGGUGGUUGAAUAUUUUUAUAAUAAAAGUUAAAUUAUUUUAAUUUGCCAAAAUGUAAUAUUGUACUCAAGUUGAUCGUUUUGAACUUCCUGCAGCUGUUGACUAAUGUUUAAGUUUCCAGAACCAGUCCCAUAAUGGAAUAUGUCUAAAAUAUAAGAGGAGUUAUGAAAGGGGCAUAAUUUUAUAUUAUGUUUUUAAUUAUUUAGGUAUUACAUAGCUAUUGUUUCUUUUUAGAUUUUUUUCUAUAAACUUUUCUAUUUUAUUAUAACUGAAGAAAUACUUUUUAAAUUCCUGUCAUGUACAACUAGUUCAUCCUGAAAAAAUUACAUUUUCCAUAACUUUCUUAUAUUUUUAUUAAAAAAUAAGCUGUGUUAUUCCAAUUUUUUUUUGACAAAAUGCUUAAUUGCAAAUACACAUUAAACAAUUUAAUUUUGCUACAUUAAUGUUGACGUGCCAUUUAUCACAAAACUCAAAUGGUUAAAUGACCACAUAACUUCAAUAUUUAAAAUGGCAACGUUUUUAGUUUUUCUUUUUUAAAUAUAUUUAUAUAUAUUGCUCGCAGUACAUAGUUUAAUGUGAUGUUAUUUAUUAAGUGCCUUCCAUUUUUUAAUGGUAUGACGUAUUAUUUAAAAAAAAGGGAUGUUUAAAACUCUACAAUGUACAUGUUACCGCAUUUAAGCCCAUUUUGAUGUAUUUCGUCGUAAUAAGUAAAUGUAAACCGAUGAGCUUUUAUUUUUAUUUGUAUGUAAUUUAAUGUUUACCC